Molecule: messenger RNA, 2658 nt
Organism: Ficedula albicollis (Collared flycatcher)
Lineage: Eukaryota; Metazoa; Chordata; Aves; Passeriformes; Muscicapidae
Product: zinc finger protein 501-like
Exons: 3
Coding region: 468-1751 (427 amino acids)
Source: RefSeq, a predicted model, not a curated record
GGGCGCUCUUUGCUCCCAGUUCCCUCCCAGUGCUCCCAGUAAGAGCGGCACUGACGGGGAAAGCGCUCCCAGUUCCUUGCCGGGGCUCUCAGCAUCGCUGCCGCUGCUCUCCGUGUCAUUCCCAGCGCUGCCAGUAUCACUCGCAGCGCCGCGCGGGUCGCAGCCGCUCCCACACCGCCCAGGGCAGAGCGCGGCUGCUUUUGGGUGUCGGCACCUGCCCGGGCCGGGCUGGGAGCGGAGGAGCAGCGGGAGGAAGAGGAGGAGCGGGAAGAGGAGGAAGGGCAGCAGCGGGAGGAAGAGGAGGGACGCAGGAGGAGCGGCAGGAAGAGGAGGAGCGAUUUUGGAACCACGCGCUUCUGCCGCCCGCCCGCACAGAGCGCAGCUUCGCCCGGGCGCGGCAGCAUCGCCCCCCAAAAAGCCGCAGGAUUUCCCAAACCUUUGCUUGCACUGAGGAAGAGAAGGAGGCCAUGAGGACGAGGUCGAUGGCCCGGGAGCCGCAGGCAGACAAGGAGCUGAGCACGGACAGCAGGGAGGAGAAAUCCCCGCGGCACAGCCUCGGCCAAGAGGCCGUUUGCAGCGGCUCCACGGCGCAGGAAUGCAACGGGGAGGAAAAGCCCCGCAGAUCCCGCACCAGGAGGGGCUGCAAACGCACAGCCCGGGGAUCGCAGCAGGAAAGCCCCAGCCCGGGCCGGGGAGGCGGCCGGAGCUCGGAGCUGGGGCUGCGUGAGCAGCGUCACCACGGGGAGAAGCCCCACAAGUGCUCGCAAUGUGGGAAGGGCUUCAGGUGGAGAUGGGGACUGACAGAGCACCAGAGAAUCCACACAGGGGAGAAGCCCUAUGAAUGUGGGAACUGUGGGAAGAGAUUCAGGCAGAGCUCACAGAUGACUCUGCACCGGAGGAUCCACGCUGGGGAGAAGCCCUACGAGUGUGAUAAAUGCAUGAAGACGUUUUUAUUAAGAAUCCAACUCCUCAAGCACUGUCGCACUCACAGGGAUGAGAGGCCUUAUGAGUGUCCGGACUGUGGGCAGGGCUUCAAGCACAAGUCCGGACUCAUCAUCCACCGGCGCAUCCACACUGGGGAGAGACCAUACGAGUGUGAUAAAUGCAGGAAGAGGUUUCAGACCAGUUCUCAUCUCCUUGUGCACUAUCGCAUUCACAAGGACGAGAGACCGUUCCGCUGCUCCGACUGCGGGAAGGGUUUCAAGUGCAAGUCGCAUCUCGUCACCCACCGGCGCAUCCACACAGGGGAGAGGCCCUACGAAUGUGGGGAGUGUGGGAAGAGAUUCAGCCACAGCUCAAACCUGACUGUGCACCAGAGGACCCACAGUGGAGAGAGGCCCUACGAGUGUGGGGAGUGUGGGAAGAGAUUCGGCCAGAGCUCACAGCUGACUGUGCACCAAAGAAGCCACACCGGGGCGAGGCCGUAUAAGUGUGAGGAGUGUGGGAAGACAUUCCGGCAGAUCACCAGUGUGACUGUGCACCAGCGGAGCCAUACAGGGGAGAGGCCCUACGAGUGUGAAAAAUGCAGGAAGAGGUUUCCGACCAGCUCCAAUCUCUUCCUGCACUAUCGCACGCACAGGGAUGAGAGACCUUAUGAGUGUCCUGACUGCGGGAAGGGCUUCAAGCAGAACUCACAACUUGUCGCCCACCGGCGCAUCCACACCGGGGAGAGACCCUACGAGUGUCCCGAGUGUGGGAAGAGCUUCUCAAGGAGGUCUCACUUGACCCAACACCAACGGAGGAACCACUGAGGGAAGCCCUGCGAGUGCCCCGAGUGCGGGAAGAGCUUCGUGCGCUGCUCCAGCUCCAUCCCCCAUGGCAGGAUCCGCGCUGGAUGAUCCCCAGUGACCCCCGGUGGGCAGAGCCCCGCUGAGCCCUGGUGCCGCUGAUCCGUGGUGGGAAGACACCUGGCUGGGGGCUCCACAUCCUCCUGGCUCCCCGUUCCCUGAAUUGUCUUUGCAUUUCUCUCUGUCCCUCCAAAACACCCAGAAGGAGGGUAAAAUGUCGUUGAACAAAGACGCGCCUGGGGACACGGGGGGAUCUUCCAGGGGGUGUGGGAGACGCUGCGUUCCAGGGAUUCAAAGGGUCCCUGGGGGUUGCUCAGGGCUUUGGGCACCCCAGGCCCAGCGGCUCCGGCUGUACUGGGAGACCCUGGCUGAGGUUCUGGGGCAGCUGAUCAAUGACCCCCUGCCCUGACCCUGUCCCCAUGUCCCCCUGUCAUGGCUCCUACUGUCCCGUGUCCAGGAUCCCCCUCUCCACACUUUCACUGUUUUUGCCCCCAGCUUGUUCUGAUCUCACCCCCCUCCUGUCCUGCUCCCAUUCCCUGUACCCAUUCCCAUCUCACUGCCUUCGUCAUUUCCAGUCCUUGUCCCCUCUUUCUGGCCGCUGCUAGCAUUGCUCUGGCCCCUUCCAUUCCACCCUGCUGCGCUGGCUACAAUUCCCUAUUAUAUUCUCAGUUAAAUUCCUAAUUUAAGCCUGCAGGGCCUUUCCCUCCUGCUCGAUGCGAGUUCGGCCGCAAUUUCCAAAAUUCGUCUUUUGGUGCCAGGACCAGGAUCUGUGUCCAUUCCUCAUCUGCAACAGGAUCCGUGCCCAUUUCUGGGAUUUGUGCCCAUUCCCAAUUUCCAAUGGGAUUUGUGCCAAUUCCCAAUUUCCAAUGGG